AGGGGGAUGUGGAACCCAGCACGGCAACGAAUCACGCAACAAAAGGAAGUGGGGCUCGACGCACUAAAUAUUUUUGUGUUGUAAAACGUGUAAAAAUUAACAAAAAUACGAGCUUGUUGUAAUUUAUUUGGAUCAUAAGAAGAAUUUAAACCAUGUCGACCAACAUGAAGUUAUAAAGCGAAAAGUUUGUUCUGAAUCCUAAGUUGUCGAGCUCUUCCCGGGUCCCUUUGGGGCCCAGGAAGAGGAUGCAUCGAGGUGGGGAUAAGGACUUCCAGAUAUCGGCACGGAAGAUGGGCACAUCCCUGCUUUUCCAGCUGUCGGCUCAUGAAAGAGAGCUGGAUUUGGUAUUUCUGGACCACAGCUAUGCCAAGCCGUGGAAUGCCCAUCCAGAUGCCAGCAGCGCCCGGCCCACAAGGACGCUGUUUGUUACCCCUCGUCGCCAGCCUGAGGCCUUGUCAGACCCUGAUUCAGCUCUGGAUGUGGAGACCGUGACACCGACGCCUGUUCCUCUGUAUGAUAAUCAGAAAGCUCUCAGUGUGAUGAAGGAGUGUGAGCGGCAUGUUCUGUUUGCUCGCACCGUCGCUGAGAGCCCUCCACCCCCCGAUGACUGGGAAGAACAUGUAAACAAGACUGGAUGGUCAGUGGUGCAGAACAAGCUGUUCAACAAAGUCCUUAAAGCUUUACAAGCUGAAAGACUUGCCCGUCUGGCCAAUGAAAAUGAAGAUCCUAUUGGCUGCUGCUCUGCUCCACCCCUGCUGAUGACCUCUAUCUGCAGGAACAAGUUUGAGUCAGUGGAAAUGAAAACUCUGGACACACAAGAUUUAAAUGUUGAACUUUGGCACAAUUCUUCUCAAUACAUGUGAAGUUGUGCAAGAAAUAAGUACUGUUAAAUAAUGAAUGUGUGGAGGAAUCAAUCAUUAUUAUUUCCAAGAAUGCAAAUAGCAAAUUGUAGUCACAAUCAAAUAAUAGUGAGUCUGUGAUAUUUCUCGAUUGAAGCUUGUUUUUCUUUGGUGUGUGCUUGAUUCUAAAUAUGAUUUGUCAUAACUAACAUCCUUUGACAUUGGACACAAGACAGUAAAGGCAGAGCUCAGAUCAGCCCAGCUAGAGUUUAUUAUUUCUUCCCAGAGACAGAGAUUGUCACCGCUUUUAAGGUUAAUAUUGUUCAAUCCAUUUCAAAACAAUACUCAUAAUGAAAUGUGUUUUAGCUGCCUCUAACAAAUAUACAUUUCCAUAACCCCUACCAAAUAAUGGGAUAAACGUCAUGUUCCCUCGUAAAAAAAAGCAAGUCUUUUAUGCUCAACUCAAGCAGUUGCAAGCACAGAUUUAAGGAUGAGGUGAUUACAAAUGGAAAGCUGAAAAAAAUAACUUAACAAGUGAGAUUGCUAAGUUUUAUGGCAAUGAUGAAACCUUAUGUGAAUACCCAUAGUGCAAUGCCUCGAACAUGUGUUUAACUGUGCUUCUUUCUAAAACAAACAUCCAGAAAACAGACAAUCGUUUUUCAUACAUUUGUUUAUUAGUUGGAAUUUUGUUUAGAGGACUAUUUAUUUUCACUGCAGUUGCUCUUUUUUUUGUCAUUUUUUACAACCAACAAAACAGGCAGUGUGUUCUGGUGAGAAGCCAGAGAGGGAUCACAUCUGCAUGUCUCUUCCUCAUCCCUCCCAUUAAUUACAUGGCACAUAAUCUCUUGGGCAUAGUGGCCGCCUCAUACCAUAUGUUGGACUGGGUACAGUUGGGUACCAUGUCCAACAUAUUAAAAAAUGAAAAUGUUUGUAUCUGUGCAUUUACAAAGCCAAGGGCAACACCAGUUGCAAGUACAGUCCAUGCAUUGACUGUUUCUCCAUGAAGACCCAACUAGAUGCCAGGUCUUGUCUGUGUCAUCCCGACAAUGUGUGAUUCCUAUUUGUGGAAAGAAUAACUGGUAAAUAGUGUAUAAAAUAUGUGUAUUUACUAUAAAUACCCUGAGUACAGUA
Eleginops maclovinus (Patagonian blennie) is the source of this 1970-nucleotide messenger RNA. RefSeq names its product KAT8 regulatory NSL complex subunit 3-like. Gene Ontology annotation, cellular component: NSL complex. Gene Ontology annotation, biological process: positive regulation of transcription by RNA polymerase II. Bases 246 to 863 code for a protein of 205 amino acids. The record is from RefSeq and is a predicted model, not a curated record. Lineage: Eukaryota; Metazoa; Chordata; Actinopteri; Perciformes; Eleginopidae. The transcript is spliced from 5 exons.